AUUUUUUUUGAAGGACCGCUUGCUUUCUUUCCGGGUUGGAUACGGGGAAGCUCCAAGGAAGCUAGAAAAAGAGAACUUCUAGCCAGAAGUUUUUUUGUAGAAACGAGAGCUUGCCACGUGGCAAUCCCAUGCAUCACAUAUCCCAAUACUAAAGGAAAAGCGUAGUCUGUAAUCCUUUAUAGGGUUUGAGCAAUUCAUUUCAGAGUGGAAGGAUUGGUGUGAGGGAGCAGGGAGCAAAUUUCUGCGUGCUGGAGCUUUUCAAUCUUUCAUCACGGCUUUGAAUCUCAAGUUUCGGAAUUCCGUAGGGAGUGUGGAUGUUGCCAGGAGUUUCUGCAUAGCACGCGUUCUGAGUUCUCCUUCUUUCCACGGUGGUCGCGGGGCCGCUCCUGCUGCAGGAGGGCACCCAUCAGAUCUUCUGAAUUUGGCUGGGGGCGGUGCCGGAGCUCUGUUUUCUCUUGAUUGCCUCUAGGCAAUCAUUUGGCUCUUGCAACCUUGCAAGGCAAAGUUGAGGACAAAUUCAAUGGAGUCAAAGAUGUUGACAAUCAGGAGGAUUCCAACAAUUGUAUCCAACUAUCAGGAGAGUCUUGAAUCCAAGAUUGGGUGCGGCAAGAAUUGUUUGGGAUCUUGUUGCAUUCCUGGAGCUAGACUGCCUCUUUAUCUAUUUGGAAAUCAGGAAUUGGAUGAACAUGGAGAAAUUCAAUCAAAAGAGUUGGGGCAAAAUUCCUUUCUUGAUUCAGCAAUUCUUGGUCAAUGGGCAGAUAAGCAAGCAGAAGGACUUUUUCGUUAUGAUGUCACUGCUUGUGAUACAAAGGUCUUACCAGGAAAAUAUGGCUUUAUAGCUCAAUUAAAUGAGGGCCGACAUUUGAAGAAACGUCCAACUGAAUUUCGUGUGGAUCAGGUUUUACAACCUUUUGAUCAUAAGAAAUUCAAUUUUACAAAGGUCGGUCAAGAGGAAAUGUUAUUUUGCUUUGAGCAAAGUAACAAUGAUAAAAGUUAUUAUCAUUCAAAAGCAUAUAUUAGAGGUAGCCCAAAUGUGGUGGUGAUUAAUGUGAGUCCAAUUGAAUAUGGGCAUAUAUUAUUAGUCCCUCGAGUAUUGGAUUGCAUACCACAACAUUUAGAGACUGAUACAUUUCUUUUGGCAAUUUAUAUGGCAGCAGAAGCAAGCAGUCCAUUCUUUCGCUUGGGCUAUAAUAGUUUGGGUGCAUUUGCAACAAUAAAUCAUCUCCAUUUUCAGGCUUAUUAUUUGGGAAAUUGUUUUCCUGUGGAGAAAGCUCCAACCAAAUUAAUACUUCACCACUAUAAAGGUUUUAAAGUAUAUCAACUAGAAAACUAUCCAGUUAAGGGUAUUGUUUAUGAGGUUGGAGAAAGCAACUUUGAAGAAUUAGCAUUUUAUAUUAUCAAGGUUUGCAAGGGGCUUCAAGGACGAAACAUUCCUUAUAAUAUUCUUAUCGCUAAUAAAGGAUGUCAAAUCUUUUUAUUUCCACAGUGUUAUGCUGAGAAACAAGCUCGUGGUGAAGUUGAUCUUGAGAUUUUAGAAACUCAAGUGAAUCCUGCAGUGUGGGAAAUAAGUGGUCACAUUGUUUUGAAGCGGAAAGAAGAUUUUGAGAGGGCCACUGAGGAGUAUGCUUGGAGAUUACUGGCAGAAGUUUCAGUAUCAGAAAAAGUAUUUGACGAGAUUAUUAAACUUGUCUUCUCCUCAGCAGAAGACAAGUUUGAUGCUAAACUCUAUCACAAGAGUUUAAUCUCUACAGAUAUCACUUAUUACACCGUGGGGGAGAAUGUCAUUAUGGUGUAGGAGCUUUUAUAUAAGCAUAAUAAAGCUAGUAGUUUAGGAAAAAUAGCAAUUGUGUAAAUAAAUAAGCAAUUAUAAUGCUACUCUUAGCUUAGGAAAAAA
This is a messenger RNA of Selaginella moellendorffii, 1894 nucleotides long. RefSeq names its product GDP-L-galactose phosphorylase 1. The transcript has 7 exons. NCBI's taxonomy places the organism in Eukaryota, Viridiplantae, Streptophyta, Lycopodiopsida, Selaginellales, Selaginellaceae. Gene Ontology annotation, biological process: glucose metabolic process. Bases 521 to 1795 code for a protein of 424 amino acids. The record is from RefSeq and is a predicted model, not a curated record. Gene Ontology annotation, cellular component: cytoplasm. Gene Ontology annotation, molecular function: GDP-D-glucose phosphorylase activity.